Oncorhynchus masou masou (cherry salmon) is the source of this 3222-nucleotide messenger RNA. Its product is annotated as butyrophilin subfamily 1 member A1-like. Gene Ontology annotation, molecular function: signaling receptor binding. The coding region runs from base 1823 to 3001 and encodes 392 amino acids. The record is from RefSeq and is a predicted model, not a curated record. Lineage: Eukaryota; Metazoa; Chordata; Actinopteri; Salmoniformes; Salmonidae. Gene Ontology annotation, cellular component: external side of plasma membrane. Gene Ontology annotation, biological process: T cell receptor signaling pathway; regulation of cytokine production. The transcript is spliced from 5 exons.
UGAUCAAAGUUGGUCCUCAGUUGAGUUGGUCAUUUUGCCAUUAUCAUGCACUUUGGAACUCGAAUGUUCAGAGCCAAGCCUGCAGAACCAAUCAGACUUUAAUAUCUGAUCGUAUUGAACUGGACUGAAUGUUGCUCUGAAUUGCUCCGAGUCGUUGAUGGGUCUCCACAGUAUCAUAAGGCGGUUAUAAAUGCCAAGUACAGGAGUUCCAUUGAUAACCGCCUUCAUGUUAUCUACAGUUCUCUAUUGGACAGGCAUGGAGGAGGGAGGCGUGGUACAGAAGAGAAGGACUUUAUAUGAGGCUGUAUCUGGUUUCGGUGAAAACCUGCAGAUUUCCUGUCUAGGCCUGAGCUGCAGAGUAUUCAACAAACAAGGUGGUGAAUACAUGUCUGUAAAAUGUGUUUGUGCCUCAGUAUAUUUUUUCAUGAAUAGUGAGGCAGUGUUGUUGGAUUUAAAUCAACUAUCUUUUUCCUUCUGAAGGACGUGAAGACCUGUAAAGGUAAAAUGUCCAGAGUAAAGAAUGACUUUAAACUUACCACCGCUGAAGACAGCGAGAGGGUCGGUCCUGGUCAUGAUGUCACCCUCCACUGUCACCUCUCCCCCAAAACCAGUGCGGUUGUCAUGACGAUCAGGUGGUUUAAGGGGACAGAGUGCAUUUACAUGUAUAAGAAUGGCCAGGUGACAGAGAGCGUUUGCUACGAGGGCAGAGUCAGUCUGAUCAUGCCGGAGCUGGAGGGAGGCAACGUGUCCCUGAGGCUGAGAGACUUCAGGAGGUCAGACGUGGGACGGUACAGAUGUCAGGUCGUCCAUGGAGAACAGAAGGAGGAGGCUGCCGUGGGUUUAGAGGUUGCUAGUGGAUCACGAUUGGACUUUGGUGAGUGAUUAGUCAUUUGGCUGCUUUGUUUAUUGACAACCAAUAAGACAAAACCGAUAGUAGACCAGAGUGUUUCAAUCUGAUACCAUCCAGAACUAGUGGCCUUGUAAACAGCAGACACUCUACACUUAUCAGCACUCUUCCCAAUUGUUCCCUUUAUCUCGUAUAUCUCGGUAAAUUGUCCUGCAUUUACUUAAACCUUGCCUCCUCCAACACAAUCUCUGCCUUAGAACUCAGCGUUAAACACUUCAAAAUGAAUAGAGAAUCAGCGUGAAUUUAGCUUGAUGUCCGAGGGCUUACGUCCCUUUCCCUUGAUGCAAAUUAGUAGUGAAUUUGAUGAACAGUCAUUCCAAUUGUAAGCAAUGGUAUUUGAUCAAAUGAUGUAAUACAUCAGAAAUGGAAUUUAACGAGUGUAACAAUGAUAACUAAUAGCCUGCAUUCUGUUUUACAUGAUCAUGAUUCGUGGAUCUCCAUCUUGGAUAACGGGAACGAUUAGCGAGGCUAUAUGGAGCGGCUUUGGGAAAGGUCUCUGAAGUGGCCCAGCCAGAGCCCGGACUUAAACCCGAUUCAACAUCUCUGCAGGGACCUGAAAAUAGCUGUGCCACGACGCUCCCCAUCCAACCUGACAGAGCUUGAGAGGAUCUGCAGAGAAGAAGGGGAGAAACUCCCAAAAUAGCGGUGUUGCCAAAAGCUUGUAGCGUCAGACCCGGGAAAACUCCAGGCUGUAAUCGCUGCCAAACGGGGCUUCAACAAAGUGCUGAGUAAAGGGCUGAAUACUCAUGUAAAUGUGAUACUUCCGUUAUUUAUUUUAAUACAUUUGCUAAAAAUUCAAACAACCUGUUUUUGCUUUGUCGUUAUGGGGUAUUGUGUGUAGAUUGAAUACAUUUUAGAAUAAGGCUGUAAUGUAACAGCAUUUUGAAAAAGUCAAGGGGUCUAAGUACUUUCUGAAUGGACUGUAACCCAGCGAGUCAGAGAGGAAGAGAGACUACUGGAGGACACUACCAGAGAGGUGGAGAAGAGGAAGAGAGACUACUGGAGGACACUACCAGAGAGGUGGAGAAGAGGAAGAGAGUCUACUGGAGGACACUACCAGAGAGGUGGAGAAGAGGAAGAGAGUCUACUGGAGGACACUACCAGAGAGGUGGAGAAGAGGAAGAGAGACUACUGGAGGACACUACCAGAGAGGUGGAGAAGAGGAAGAGAGACUACUGGAGGACACUACCAGAGAGGUGGAGAAGAGGAAGAGAGACUACUGGAGGACACUACCAGAGAGGUGGAGAAGAGGAAGAGAGACUACUGGAGGACACUACCAGAGAGGUGGAGAAGAGGAAGAGAGACUACUGGAGGACACUACCAGAGAGGUGGAGAAGAGGAAGAGAGACGUCUGGAGGACACUACCAGAGAGGUGGAGAAGAGGAAGAGAGACGUCUGGAGGACACUACCAGAGAGGUGGAGAAGAGGAAGAGAGACUACUGGAGGACACUACCAGAGAGGUGGAGAAGAGGAAGAGAGACUACUGGAGGACACUACCAGAGAGGUGGAGAAGAGGAAGAGAGACUACUGGAGGACACUACCAGAGAGGUGGAGAAGAGGAAGAGAGACUACUGGAGGACACUACCAGAGAGGUGGAGAAGAGGAAGAGAGACUACUGGAGGACACUACCAGAGAGGUGGAGAAGAGGAAGAGAGACUACUGGAGGACACUACCAGAGAGGUGGAGAAGAGGAAGAGAGACUACUGGAGGACACUACCAGAGAGGUGGAGAAGAGGAAGAGAGACUACUGGAGGACACUACCAGAGAGGUGAAGAAGAGGAAGAGAGACUACUGGAGGACACUACCAGAGAGGUGGAGAAGAGGAAGAGAGACUACUGGAGGACACUACCAGAGAGGUGGAGAAGAGGAAGAGAGACUACUGGAGGACACUACCAGAGAGGUGGAGAAGAGGAAGAGAGACUACUGGAGGACACUACCAGAGAGGUGGAGAAGAGGAAGAGAGACUACUGGAGGACACUACCAGAGAGGUGGAGAAGAGGAAGAGAGACUACUGGAGGACACUACCAGAGAGGUGGAGAAGAGGAAGAGACAAGUGGAUGGGAAAGGACCUGUGGGACUCAAACAGCCAAGUAGAGAACUGCAGCGUCAUUCCCCCCCUAAAACAAAAAAAGCACAAGAAAGGAUUUCUGACAACCACCAUCUCAGAUUGUUCUAAAAAUCCUUUCUGUAGAAACACAUGAGAUGAGCAUUUCUGAAAAAUCAUUUGGUUGAAACAUAAUUUGAUCUCUGACCCCCAUUUGGCCAUUUGUAUUUAAAGUGUUCAUAUUACCUUCAAUAAAUACUGUACUAACCUA